GCGACUUUCCUGCCGCUCUCUUGGGGGCACUCUCUUCCUCUUAUCACUGUAUUUGAAUAUUUUCGUUUUUAAUGUGAGAAAUUUCUCACAUUUUGUGCCAUCAAGUAUAAAAGUUGAACAGCUCUCAGGCACAGCUCUCAAUCAUUCUCCGGGCUUCGUAAACAACCGACGACAACGGUGCGUGUGGCUCAUUGCAAGUUAGGCAAGUCAGGUGACUCUGUGCUGUUUUUUUCUUCGCCACAAUCACACCCUAAUUUUCUGCGCCAGAUAUUCAUCCAUCAAAUUGGAAAAUUAAAUAAAGACAAAUGGCUCUCGUGCAGACAGUUCGGGGAACUAUUCCCAGCAACUCUUUGGGCUUUACGCUCACGCACGAGCACUUUGCAUUGGACUUCUCACCCUUCUAUACGGAACCCCCACAACCAUUGACGAGCUUCUUGGAGCAACCGCGGAUUACUUUGGAGAAUUUGGGCUACAUCCGCCAAUAUCCCUACUCGAGUCGCUUCAAUCUCGCCUUUGAGGAUGAAGACACCCGUCUGGCGGUUGAGAAGGAUUUGGCAGCCUUCAAACGCUUCGGCGGUGGCACCAUUGUGGAGAACACCUCGCACGGUUUGAACAGGAACUUGGGGCUCAUGCACGAUCUCUCCACGGCAACAGGGGUGAAGGUGAUCGCUGGAACUGGGCACUAUGUCGCUGGGACGCAGACCGCCAGCACGCAGGCAAUGACGGUUGAGCAACUCACGGACAUGUACAGCAAAGAGAUCAUCUCUGGCGUCGAUGUGAAUCCCAAUCUCAACAUCAAGUGUGGCUUUAUCGGGGAAGUUGGAAGUGGAUGGCCCCUUCAUGAUUUCGAGAAGAAGGCAAUCAAGGCAACGGGAGAGAUUCAGGAGGUGAUUGGAUGUGGAGUUUCCUUCCAUCCGGGUAGGAGUGAGGAAGCUCCCUUUGAGAUUAUCCGGCUCUACCUUGAGGCAGGUGGAAAAGCCUCAAAAUGCGUCAUGUCUCAUCUCGAUCGGACAAUUCUCUGCGAUGAGAAGUUGCUGGAAUUUGCUGCUUUGGGAACUUUUACGCAAUUUGACCUCUUCGGCACUGAAUGCUCCUACUACCAACUCAACCCUGCCGUUGAUAUGCCGAAUGAUGCACAGAGAAUUGCAAAGAUCCUCAAAUUGGUGGCUGAGGGACGCGAAGGGCAGAUCUUGAUGUCUCACGAUGUUCACACAAAGCACCGUUUGGCACCUUUUGGUGGGCAUGGCUACUCCCACAUCCUCAACAACAUCCUCCCAAGGCUCAAUGUGCGCGGUCUCACUCUCGAGCAGAUUGAUCGCAUUACAAUUGAGAAUCCCAGCUUGUGGCUUCAGGGAAAAUUCUGAGGGAUUCCCAGAGGAGAGAGAUUUGUGUGUGUUAGUGACUUCUUUAUUUUUUUUUUUAGCUUUUCUUUCGAUGCUCAAUAAAAUGCGGCUCAUUUAUCAAUA
Messenger RNA from Lutzomyia longipalpis, 1466 nucleotides. Its product is annotated as phosphotriesterase-related protein. The record is from RefSeq and is a predicted model, not a curated record. The transcript is spliced from 5 exons. Gene Ontology annotation, biological process: catabolic process. Bases 306 to 1364 code for a protein of 352 amino acids. Gene Ontology annotation, molecular function: zinc ion binding. NCBI's taxonomy places the organism in Eukaryota, Metazoa, Arthropoda, Insecta, Diptera, Psychodidae.